GGAGAGAGGGACGGUUUGAGUUCAAAAUUUGCCGAUAGACUUUGGAUGACAACUUGCGCCCAUUCCAAGCUAGUUAGCUAAGCUUAUUGACACCUUUCUGAAAAUACGAAAACGAACCCAGAAGAUUGUGUAAUAUAUUUAUGUUUGAUUAAACAUGUCGAAGAAAGAAAUUUACUACUCUGACAAGUACACAGAUGAAGCAUUCGAGUACAGGCAUGUUAUGCUUCCGAAACAGUUAUCCAAGCUGGUGCCCACCUCUCAUUUGAUGACAGAAGAUGAAUGGAGGGGUCUGGGGGUGCAGCAGAGCCAGGGCUGGAUCCACUACAUGAUCCACAAGCCAGAGCCGCAUAUAUUGCUUUUCCGAAGACCUCUUCCAAAGGAUUGAGUGGAAAUCAUCUUCCACGUCCCGGAAAACCGCCUCAGUUGAAUUGUAUGGUCUUUGUUGACUAAACAAGAUGUACAUCUCUCCAUGUGUUUUGGUGUAUAGAAUAGACCAUUUAUUUUCAGUUUUUUUAAACUCCUCAAAAUAUUGGCGGUAUGAUAGAGGUAGCCCAAGGAGAGUGGAAGGCAGAAGGCUCGGCCCUGACUAAGAGAUGGUGAGCAGUUCUGCUUUGAUAAGUGGCAACAAUAUGAAGAUGGAAUUUCUCUCAUGAGACAUUACCGAGUUUGAAUAACAUUUGGUACACUUUUAUUGAUGUUUACUUGUCAAUAUAUGUUGUAUUAAUGAGCAUAGUGGUCAAAUGUAGUUUUUUUUUUUUUUCUUGAACGUGGAACAUUUUAUUCAAAGAAGAAAUGUUUUUAUUUUAUUUGUUUUUCUGUGUGUGUGUGUGUGUGUAUUAUCAGACAGUAUACGUUUUGACUGACUAGAGUCGCAUUUCUGUUCAUUCUAAAUAGCACUGUUGCUGGAUAGUACGUAAAUACAAUAUAUUUCUUUACUUUCUGUGUGGAAGUUUGUAUAUGUUCUUUUCUGUAUCUAAACAUCCUUAAUUUCAUAUUUUAUAAUAAGCCAGCACGGCAGUAGAAAUGGUUCUCAUUUGUCACCUCAUCGAGUUGUUUGUUUUGCAGAUAAAUCCAACAUUGGUUAGGCCUAGUCCCAUAUGAUGGAGGAACAUGGUUGUGUAGUCAGCUACAUUGACCACCAGUGGGGUGACAAACUCUGUGUCUGAUGCCCAGAGAGAAUGCUGGGGCCCGGGGCUUGUGGACAAUCACCUUCUCAGGGUUACGAGUUCCAGGGAAGGCUUUAGAGUGGCAUCGUUGGGGAAGCCAUGGCAACCUAGCAUGGAGAAAGCUGGUUGCCUGGGCAGGUAGACACUUGGAUCUGUACUGUUGUAUCUACCAGGGCCUGGGGUCUUGGACAUGUCCUCUGAGGACCCCCUGGCAAGCUUGGUGGGGACCUGGGGGCCCAUGAGAGCAGGAAGACGGUGCUUUUUAGGCGCUGAGUUGCUGCUACAGUAGCGAGUGUGGCAGCACAUGGUAUAGGAUGGGGGUCUGCGCUGGAUGUUGCAUGGAGGAGCAUUCUCAGGGCUAUAUGCCGCUAGUCCAGGAGUAUGGAAAAGCCCUGCGGGUGGAAACGGCUGCAGUUAGCUUUGGCUUUCUAAAAACAAGCAACAUUUUGAAAUGGAAUGCAAUAGGUUAAUUUAGAUAAUGCAUAUUUGUGAAGUACGUUCAUGAAGUUUAGAUCUAACAGCAGAAGGCAAGGCUUGAGCUGUCACAUCCAGCUGUAUCUUGUUGCCCUACUUAUGUACGUGGCAUAUGAACUGCCACACUCAACAAGGUCCUUAUGUAAUUAACACCUCUAUCAGGAAAAAUCUACAUUUUCACAUAUCCAAUAAAUAGCGCCCUGAGACUGCAGUCCUCUAGGAGGAUGCUUUGGGUCUUUGUCAAAUAAAAACAUGGUUAUACUUGAUUUAUUACAAUGUUAUAGGUGCAUUAAAAUGUGGAAUCAGCUCUGAAUUAAAAGUGUAUUUACCUGAA
Oncorhynchus mykiss (rainbow trout) is the source of this 1974-nucleotide messenger RNA. RefSeq names its product cyclin-dependent kinases regulatory subunit 1. Gene Ontology annotation, molecular function: cyclin-dependent protein serine/threonine kinase regulator activity. NCBI's taxonomy places the organism in Eukaryota, Metazoa, Chordata, Actinopteri, Salmoniformes, Salmonidae. The record is from RefSeq and is a predicted model, not a curated record.